AUGGCAGAGCCAAAUGCAGAACAGAUGGAGGAGGUCAUGGCUGCUGGGGACGGUGAUGAGGAGGUCAUUGGCGAGGAUGAGGAGCCCGAGGAGGCUUGGCUUGGCGAUGGCAUGGAGGUCUGCCGCCCGCCAGAUGACGAGGACGAGGCCCUUCAACUGGAUCACCAGCUCGACCAAGGCAAGUUUCACGUCGGCGUCAGCUGGAUCCAUCUGGAUGGUUUGAAGGGCAAGCGUGAACAGUACAACGGCAUGUCCUUCGGGGUUCGAAACCCCGCCAUGGUGAAGGUUCGAAGUGCCCAGAAAAACGAGGAGGGGAAGUAUGUUGCCUUGUGGGUGAAGCGCAUCAACUGCCGCAACACCGUCCACAAGGAUACGGGUGCCUGGAAAGCUACGCCAAACCCUGAAAAGAACACUGGUGCCACCGGAGCCGCGCGGUGGGUGGCGCUGGGACGACCCGAAGUGGAUGCCAUGCAGGGAAAGCUCAAGUUCCAGAAGACGCCUGAGGAGGAGGCAGAGCGCGAAGAGCUUUUCAAGCUGGUGGAUGUCAACCACAAUGGAAUGGUUAGCUUGGCGGAGAUCGACAAGGCGCUUCCUGAAGUCAUGGGAUGCACCGCUCUUUUCAAUGCCAAGCCAGCCAUCAUCCGAGCGUUUCUGGCUGCCACGGGGUUUCGGAAGCACGAGAAGCAUUAUGUCAAGCCGGGUGAGCAGUUCCGCCUGCUGCUACAAUACCUCCACGAGUUCUUCGAGAUGUAUUUGAUCUUCCAGGACAUGGCAGAUGCCGACGAGGAUCGGCGCAUCGACUGCCAGGAGCUGUUGCGCUGCUACUUAGAGUUCUCCAACUUUGUCACCUCCGGCAAAGCCGAGAAAGUUGGCAUCAAGGUGACUCCAGAAAUGCUAGAGGACAAGUGUGGGGAGACGCCCAUGCCGGGCUAUUCCUUGUUCAAUGAGAUUGAUGAGGAUCAGGGGGGUUGCAUUCUCUUCAAGGAGUUCUCCGACUACUGCAUUCGGAUGGGCCUCAAGGAUCCGGACCGUGAGCCCAGACAUGGCGAUUCAUCCAAGCUACGCCAGAUGUUCCAUGGUGCCAAAGACAUGGAUCAAGCCAUGUCAUUGGGGCGUUUUGUCGAGAUCCUGAAGAAGGUCGGCAUCAAGGACUCGGAGAGACUGGCCUGCAACGUUUAUGGCAUCUUCUGCCUGCAAACUCCGAAGCUGUUGGCAGUAAGGAUUGAUGUCAUGAUCAAGGACAAGAACCGUGACUACAAGAUUGAUGUGGAUGAGCCAGCAGCUCAGAGCUGGUGUGGUGUUGUCGGGUUGGUCUUUCCAGCACGUGAGUUGCUGGUCCUGUCAAGUCGGUAUCCAGCUUGCUCCAUGAGUGGAUCCUGUGCACGCGGCCGUCUGAUGGCGGCGCAGCUGAAAGAGAUCGUCGACAGGCUCAAUGCCGCUCCGUUCAACUGUGACUUGUCGCUUGUGGGCUUCGAUGAGAAGGACCCGUUUGAGCUCAUGGAAAUCCUGAAGAAGGUACUGGUGUUCCUGGAUCCGAAGCAUGAUAUUGACCUUCGGGAGGAGAAGCCAGAUGCAAUGUACCAGCGCAUCUCCGAGUUUCUGCACAUCCUCGGAUACCAGUGCUCCUUCGACAUAGAGUUUCAGCAGGGCCUGAGCUUAGGUGACAAGAACACGGUUCAUCCAAUUCUUUACUGGUUGCUCAACAAUCUUGAUGCCUUAAAAAAGCGUGCCUACUUGGCCAAGUUCUGCAUGAACCUUGAGGUGCCGGAGGAAUUCCUGCGAGAAGAGCAGGUGUACUCCGCGUACCAGAAUUAUAAGGAGCUGCAGUCUCAAUUCAAGGCGACGCACUCGCACGUGGAGCAGGAGCGGCAAGGGCGCAUGAACCCAGGCGACUUGCAGCGAGAGGUGGCGCAGCUGGAUGCAGAGCGGGAGCAGCUGGCGCAAAAAAUCCAGCACCUGAAGGCAAAGACCGAGCGCGACGAGGGCUUUGCCACACUGCUGGAGGUCACUUCCAUGCUGCGGAAGGAGCAGGAGGAGGAAGCUCGACUGGCCGAGAAACUAGCCGAGCAGAAGUACCAGCUUGAGCAGACGGAGCAGCUCUACAUCGAGCGUUCGGCUCGACUUCGGGAGAUGCGAGAGGCAGCUCUCCACGAAGGCGAAGGAAGCGCAGAAGUCAUGCUCAAGAUGCUGAGCGCCGAGGUCCUCAAAAGCCGAGAGGCGCUGGCGCGAGUCCGGAAGGAGUCGGAGGAGAAGAUGGAUCGUCUUCGCGAGCUAGACUCUGCCCUCAGCGAGCCUCCAGUGACCAAAAUGGACAUUGACAGCCUUGAGGGCGAGAUCCAAGCGAUGCAAAACGAGAUCCACUCGCUGGAGGAAAAGGUCAACGAGCAAAACCAGGACUCGCGGUUGGCCGUAUACAAGCAGCAGGCGAACCUGGUUGCAAAGAAAAAGGAGGCAGUCCUGAAGGACAAGAAGAUGCUCGAAGACGAGAGGGACAGCUUGAGCAAAGACUUGUCCACAAAGGAGCGAGAAUACGAGCAAAUGAAAGGCCACAAGUUCAUGAAGCGAGAAGACUUCAAGACCUAUGCUGCGUCGUUGAGGGACAAGUCUGCCAAGUUCAAGCUCAAGAAGGCUGAGCUCAGCGAGCUUAGACACGAAGUGGCGGUACUGCAGCGGACGGAGCAGAUCCUGCAGUCGAAAGACCCAACUCCUGCUGGGCUUGUGGAAACAGAGCAGAUGCUUGAGAAGGCAUCUGUCGAGAAAUCUCAGGUAGACAGGGCAAAGGGCAAGACGCUGGAUGAGAUCUCGGCCAUUGUCCAGAAAAUCAACGCCCAGCUCAAAGAAAAGAAGAACAAGUUGGCUCCACAAAUCAAGGCACUUCGCUCGAUUCGUCAGAGCUUCCAGCAAGUGGAGGUGAAGUACUUGGAGAAGAAGGGCCAGUACGACCAGGCAAAAGCAGCCGUCGACACUGACCUUUCGAAAGUUGCAAGCGAUGUUCGGCAGCUUGAGAACGAAGUUCAGGAAGCCGAGCAGAAUUACCACGAGCUGAACAUGCAGCUCUUGACCGCCGAAAGCAAGCUGCAAAGAGCGCAGUGGGAAGCGCGAUGCCUUCGAAGAGAAGAGGGGGCGCGCCACUCACAGGAGUACGCAACUCUGUCUGAUCAGUAUGCGGCAGAGAUCAGCAAGCUGGACGAGCAGUGCAAGGAUCUUCGCAAAGAUCAGAAGGUCGUAAAGGAGUCUCACGAGGAGAACCUGAAGCAAAAAAGAGCUUUUGUGCAGCUAGAGAAGCUGAUACAGAUCAAGCUCAAGGUGUCCAUGCAGGAGUUGCAGAAUAUGGCCGAGGGCAGGUAUGGAGGCAUGGGUGCUUCAAGGACUGUUAUGGAUGCUUCGACCGCUGGCGUGGAGCGGCUCGUCAUCGAAUGA
This is a messenger RNA of Symbiodinium pilosum, 3420 nucleotides long. Lineage: Eukaryota; Dinophyceae; Suessiales; Symbiodiniaceae. The record is from the annotation of a GenBank genome assembly.